AUGCCAAAAAUUGUCUCAAGUUCUAUAAUUUCGUCCUCCGAACAGACAAAUACACGCCCAGAACAACACCUUCAUGUUUACUACUGCCUGUGUAGUGAAUUUAUUUUGGUUAUAGAUGCUCGACUUGAUAAAUUACCUCGUCGUACAACAGAUAGAGCUCAUAUUAUUGCGAACGGAAAACGAGUUUAUAAAUUAAACGCGGUUGAAGCGGAGACACCAAUGAUUUUGAAAAGGGCUGAUGGAUAUGAAAAACAAUAUCGACUACAUUGCCCACGUUGUAAUCUUUUUAUUGCCUACGAGACGACUGAAAGGCGAAAAUCUGGACCUUAUACUUAUAUCGUAGAAAGUGGUUUAACAGAAAAUCAAGGUGUUGUACCACAGGACGCAAUUAAUGAUUAA
Cetraspora pellucida is the source of this 399-nucleotide messenger RNA. The record is from the annotation of a GenBank genome assembly. NCBI's taxonomy places the organism in Eukaryota, Fungi, Glomeromycota, Glomeromycetes, Diversisporales, Gigasporaceae.